Anthonomus grandis grandis is the source of this 1600-nucleotide messenger RNA. Its product is annotated as phenoloxidase-activating factor 2-like. NCBI's taxonomy places the organism in Eukaryota, Metazoa, Arthropoda, Insecta, Coleoptera, Curculionidae. Bases 202 to 1479 code for a protein of 425 amino acids. Gene Ontology annotation, biological process: proteolysis. The record is from RefSeq and is a predicted model, not a curated record. The transcript is spliced from 4 exons. Gene Ontology annotation, molecular function: serine-type endopeptidase activity.
GUUUGGGUUUUUCUGAAAGAUUGAGCCUUCAAGGAGUACCAGUUUGAUGGUCAUCGUCGUUAAUAAAUAGAUAAAUAAAUAAAUUCAGUCGUGGCUGGUACCGCUCACUGGAACCGUCCUCGUAUUGGGUACCGGUGAAUAAUAAAUCUGCCCGUUUCUGCUCGUUUGUUGUUGUUUUUAGUGAAGCAUUUAAACAUAAAGAUGCGUCCCGACCCCCUUUUCGCCCUCAUAAGCGCCGCCCUCUUGAUCUUCUCCGCGCAGGGUCAACCGGAGGCGCAGGGCUCGAAAAGUUUAACGGAACUCUUGAACGACGCCAAGGGCGGUACUACGAAAGCGACCAACAACGAUAAUAUUCUAGAACAAAACAUUCAGGACAUUUUCGGACCUAAACCGGAUACCGGAAGUGGUACUAGCACUUCCUCACCGAACAUACAGACCAACGUGGGAACCGGAAGUGGCCAGUGCGAGUGCGUCCCGUAUUACAAUUGCAUCAACGGCUCUAUUAAUACCAAUGGAGAAGGAAUCAUUGAUAUCAGGUUAAACGACGGUCCGUGCAGCAGCUACCUCGAGGUCUGUUGCGAGAAAAAGGCGACCGUCAAGGAACCGAUCACGCCCGCCCCGCCGCCGGAAAAACCGACCGGCUGCGGGUACCGUCACCCGGAGGGGGUCGGGUUCCGGAUAACCGGCGACAAGGAGCAGGAGGCGCAAUUCGGCGAGUUUCCCUGGAUGGUGGCCGUCCUGCGGGAGGAAACCGUCGAGGGAAACUCGAACGCGUUGAACGUGUACCAGUGCGGGGGCGCGAUCGUCCACCCCCGCGUGGUGGUGACCGCCGCCCACUGCGUCGCCGGCAAAAAGAAAACGUUCAAGGUGCGGGCGGGCGAGUGGGACACCCAACACACCCAGGAGAUCUUCCCGCACCAGGAUCGGAUGGUGCAGAGGGUGGUGGUGCACCCGCAGUACUACGCGGGCGCUUUAUAUAACGAUAUCGCGUUGUUGUUGUUGGAAUCGCCGCUCGCGAUCGCGGAUAACGUCGAACCGAUUUGUUUACCGCCGCAGGGGGUCGUACCGGACUCGGCCACGUGUUACGCCACCGGUUGGGGCAAAGACGUGUUCGGUCAACGGGGGAAGUAUCAAGUGAUCUUGAAGAAAAUCGAUCUGCCAUUGGUCCCCAACGACAAAUGCCAGGAACUGCUCCGUACCACCCGAUUGGGGAAGUUUUUCGAGUUGCACAAUUCGUUCGUGUGCGCGGGGGGGCAACCGGGGAAGGACACGUGCAAAGGGGACGGGGGGAGCCCUUUGGUGUGUCCUAUAGCGGGACAACGCGGUGACCGGUACUACCAAGUCGGAAUUGUCGCCUGGGGGAUCGGGUGCGGCGAGAACCAGACCCCCGGCGUUUACGUCAACGUCGCCCUGUUCAGGGACUGGAUCGACCAACAGAUGCAGAGUUUUAACUUGGACACUUCUUCUUAUAAGUACUAAUUAAUUAAUUAAGAUUUAUAUACUCGCCGCACGCUAGCACACGAGCCAAGACGUCAGCUGUCAUUGGUCGACUCCAUAUUGUACCGUUGCUAUGCCAAUAAAGAAUUUAUUUAUAUGUAAA